This is a messenger RNA of Oryza brachyantha (malo sina), 333 nucleotides long. RefSeq lists its product as uncharacterized. The record is from RefSeq and is a predicted model, not a curated record. Lineage: Eukaryota; Viridiplantae; Streptophyta; Magnoliopsida; Poales; Poaceae. Bases 1 to 333 code for a protein of 110 amino acids. The transcript has 2 exons.
AUGGGAAAGCUCUCUGGUUUGUUCUUGAUCAUGGCCUUGGUAUUAUUGGCUAUGGUGGCCACAGCAAAGUCAGAUGACUGCAACGGCGGUUUUAAGGAAUUAGCCGCGGAGUGUCAGCAAUACGUUUUGUACCCUGCAAACCCAAAGAUACCGCCCUCAGAUGCAUGCUGUGGUGUGAUCCAGAAGGCAGACGUCCCAUGUCUGUGCUCCAAGAUCACCAAGGAGACUGAGAUGGUGGUGUGCAUGGAGAAGGUCGUUUAUGUCGCUGGCUACUGCAAGAGGCCACUUCAGCCUGGCUCCAAGUGUGGAAGCUACACAGUUCCUUCAGUGUGA